AUGGAAGAAAGCAUGGGUGGCGCAUCGCUCCCAUCGGGACCCGACGCGAAGAAGCGGUGCGUGAGCUACUUCUACGAGUCGAGCAUCGACGACUACUACUAUGGCCAAGGUCACCCAAUGAAACCCCACCGGAUCCGCAUGGCCCACAACUUGAUGGUUCACUACUCCCUCCACCACCGCAUAGAGAUCAACCGCCCCUUCUUGGCCAACCCCUUCGACAUCCGCCGCUUCCACUUUGAAGACUACGUCGAUUUCCUCACCUUCGUCACCCCCAAGACGCUCUCCGACCACUCCUUCUCUCGCCAUCUCAAGAGAUUUAACAUCAGUAAGGACUGCCCCUUGUUCGAAUUUUAUCAGUCCUUUGCUGGCGGGUCCAUCGACGCCACCGUCAAGCUCAACCGUGGCGAUGUCGAUAUCGCUCUCAACUAG
Molecule: messenger RNA, 429 nt
Organism: Quercus robur (English oak)
Lineage: Eukaryota; Viridiplantae; Streptophyta; Magnoliopsida; Fagales; Fagaceae
Product: histone deacetylase 6-like
Exons: 1
Coding region: 1-429 (142 amino acids)
Molecular function (GO): histone deacetylase activity
Source: RefSeq, a predicted model, not a curated record